Molecule: messenger RNA, 1650 nt
Organism: Yamadazyma jaroonii
Lineage: Eukaryota; Fungi; Ascomycota; Pichiomycetes; Serinales; Debaryomycetaceae
Source: the annotation of a GenBank genome assembly
AUGGAAGAUACUAAUAAAAAGGUAGAAAUUGAUCAUUUGGAAGAUUUGGUGGGGUCAGAUAAGUCAUCUUUCAAACAAGAUUUAGGCAAAACUGCUUUCGUGCUUGACGAAGCUAAAGAUGCAACUGAAGCUGAACAUGAGUUAACUUUGAGUCAAGCUUUAAAUUUCCACAAGAAAGCAAUUUUUUGGGCCAUGGUUUUAGCUGCCACUAUUAUUAUGGAAGGUUACGAUAAUAUCUUGAUGACUUCUUUCUUCGGUUAUCCAAGUUUCCAAAAGAAAUAUGGUGUUGAAAUUGCUCCAGGUGAAUACCAAUUAACUGGUCCUUGGCAAGUUGCUUUAGGUACCACUUCAUCGGUCGGUACUAUUUUUGGUGUUUUUGCUAAUGGUUAUUUGGUUGAAACUUUUGGUCAUAGACAUGUGAUCUUAGUUUCAUUAAUUGUUAUGUCAGCUUUUAUUUUCAUUCCUUUCUUUGCCCAAAACGUCGAAACUUUAGUUGUUGGUCAAGUUUUAUGUGGUUUACCAUGGGGUGUUUUCGCUGUUAUGGGACCUACUUACAGUUCUGAAGUCAUGCCAUUAAAAUUAAGAGGUUAUAUGACUGCUUAUACCAAUAUGUGUUGGGCUAUUGGUCAAUUCAUCGCAGCCGGUGUCUUAAAAGCUUUAGUCAAUAAUACUACUGAAUGGUCAUAUAGAGUUCCUUUUGCUAUCCAAUGGGUCUGGCCUGUUCCUUUAUUCAUCUUAACUUACUUAGCCCCAGAUUCUCCUUGGUGGUUAGUUAGAAGAGGUAGACAUGAAGAUGCUGCUAAAGCUUUGAAAAGAUUGAUGUCCAAGGAAGCUCACCACAAAAUUCCACAACAAGUCAGUUUAAUGAUUCACACUAAUGCUUUGGAACAAGCUCAACAUAAUGCUAGAAGUGACGAAGAAAAAGGUUGGAGAGGUUAUCUUCAAUGUUUCAAGGGUACUAAUUUGAGAAGAACCGAAAUUGCUUGUGUUGCUUUAGCUGGUCAAGUUUUAUCUGGUUCAACUUUCGCUUAUUCCCCAUCAUAUUUCUUCAGUCAAGCCGGUUUAAACCCUGACCAAGUUUAUGCUUUAAAUUUAGGUGUUACUGGUAUUUCAUUUAGUGGUUGUGUUGUCUCUUGGUUCUUAUUGAAUAGAUUUGGUAGAAGAAGAAUUUAUGUCACAGGAUAUGCCAUUUUAACAACAUUAUUAUUGGUAAUCGGUAUCUUGGCAAGUCCAAAACAAGUCGGUGCUUUGAAAUGGGUCCAAAGUGGUGUUACAAUUGCUUGGGUUGCUACUUAUGCUUCAACUAUUGGUCCUUUAGCUUUCACCAUUUCAGCUGAGAUGAGUGCUACCAGAUUAAGAGCCCAAUCUAUUGCUUUAGCAAGAAAUGCUUAUAAUUUAUGUUCUUUAAUCUCAAAUGUUGUUGAACCAUAUUUGAUUAACCCAACUGAAGCCAACUUAAGAGGUAAAACAGGUUUUGUUUGGUUUGGUACCGCUUUACCAACAUUGAUCUGGGCAUUCUUUAGAUUACCUGAAACUAAAGAUAGAACUUUCGAAGAAUUAGAUAUUUUAUUCGAUAGAAGAGUUGCCGCUAGAAAAUUUAGUUCUACUGAUGUUAAUAUUCCUUCUGUUGAAUUAGGAGAAUCAGACUAG